Zychaea mexicana is the source of this 685-nucleotide messenger RNA. RefSeq lists its product as uncharacterized. The coding region runs from base 105 to 563 and encodes 152 amino acids. The record is from RefSeq and is a predicted model, not a curated record. The transcript has 3 exons. NCBI's taxonomy places the organism in Eukaryota, Fungi, Mucoromycota, Mucoromycetes, Mucorales, Lichtheimiaceae.
UUGAUGUUAGUCCACGUCAAAUCCUGUUCUACCAACCGCUCAAUCAGCGCUUUGGUUUCCCUUGAUAUAGGGGCAGUGCGCAUAUCAUCAAUACUGUUUGGCUGAUGCCCUUGGUGCUUCCAGAAGUAAUUGAUCGUAACCAUAUCCGGAGCUUUACUCAUAGAUCGAACUUUUAUACUGGCUGUACAGCCACAGGGAAGGCGACCAUCUCUGUUCCCCGCAGGGUUGGCAACAUGAGAUACCUGGUUGAAGGAAAUCGUUGCCGGACGACCUCUCUUAGGGGCCCUUCCCUGUUCGUUCGACGAAGCCACUUGUGUUCCUUGACGUGGGGCAUCGUAUGGACCAAAUGUAGCAAUAAAUUAAGCAUUACGACCAGUCUCACUGCUGUAGAUUCCACUGGUCUUGCUAACAAACUUGCACGCCAUUCGCUUCUCUUCAUCUUCUAUCCACUUCUGAAAUUGCGUACGCGCCAUCUCAAACUUAACAGGACAAACUGUGGAGUAUGGUUGAGGCUGCUCGGUAACUUGCUUGCGGAAAACUCGGAUUGUGUGGUCAAUAAAUAAGGACAUUGGGAAAAAGUCCAGGCAUUUUGGAAUCCGCUAUUUUCUUACAUUUCUCUAUUUUGUGCCUAUUCUGAGUUACAUGACUCAUAGUGAUUGAUCGAUUUUCCUUGUAAAAGCUUUGG